GAAACGUCAACCACUGUACUGGAGAAGGUGACAUUUCCAGAAGGCCGAAGUGCUAUUGUCGGUGACUGCAACCACAUUUAUUGAAAUUGUGCCAUUUAACAGCGUACCAUGUCCUCCUUAGGAAGGGCCGUAGGGGUCCUUCGUGCUGGAACACAGCUUUUAAAACGCGGACCACAGAAAAUGUUAACUCGGAAAGCUGGAGGAGGAGCACACAUAGAGGCCCAGUACAGGCAGUACCCCCAGAUCACCAAGAAUCAGAAGUUUCAAGCAGAGCUCCUUAGUAGUGCCAUGUGGUUCUGGAUUCUAUGGCACUGCUGGCAUGACCCUGAUGCCGUGUUGGGUCAUUUCCCAUGGCCUGAUGCAUCCGCAUGGACAGACGAGGAACUUGGAAUCCCAGCUGAUGACGAUGAAUAAUUUGGCCCCUGCUCUACUGAAAUAACUGGCAGGUUGCUCAGCAGCCAUGAAGAGGAUGUGCUAAAAGGCAUCGUUGUACAUAAAUAUUAAUAAAGAAAUCCACUUCUACAUUG
Molecule: messenger RNA, 527 nt
Organism: Hypomesus transpacificus
Lineage: Eukaryota; Metazoa; Chordata; Actinopteri; Osmeriformes; Osmeridae
Gene: ndufb2
Product: NADH:ubiquinone oxidoreductase subunit B2
Exons: 4
Coding region: 109-414 (101 amino acids)
Cellular component (GO): mitochondrial inner membrane
Source: RefSeq, a predicted model, not a curated record